This is a messenger RNA of Sphaeramia orbicularis (orbiculate cardinalfish), 1327 nucleotides long. Its product is annotated as E3 ubiquitin-protein ligase NEURL3. The record is from RefSeq and is a predicted model, not a curated record. Gene Ontology annotation, molecular function: ubiquitin protein ligase activity. The transcript is spliced from 4 exons. Gene Ontology annotation, biological process: ubiquitin-dependent endocytosis. Gene Ontology annotation, cellular component: early endosome. Lineage: Eukaryota; Metazoa; Chordata; Actinopteri; Kurtiformes; Apogonidae. The coding region runs from base 54 to 974 and encodes 306 amino acids.
AUGGCACAUGUGCGCUCUACUUAAAGGCAGUGCACAGUCAUACUUUACCACAAAUGAAGCAAGAUACAGACGUGAGCACAUCUUCUGUCAGAUACAUGAAGAAAAGAUUUCUCUGCCUCUUCACAAUGGGGAAGAACAGAAACAGCAACAACUCUGGCUCUCAGCUAAAAGAGCCUCACACGUGUGGCCUGUCCUGCCUGGGUCCUCUCACCUUUGACACUCAUGUUGGCAGUGAAGUCCACCUGAGCCAGGGAGGUCACUGCGCAGAAAGGAGAAAGGAUACGUUCAAGAAUGGCGUGGUGUUCAGCAGCCGCCCAGUGAAGGUUCAGGAGAGGAUCCGCCUGCAGGUGGGGAAAGUUGUUGGUGGGUGGCACGGAGCUCUUCGUGUGGGCUUCACCACCGUCCCACCUACAGGCAGGUCUCUCCCCCUGCCCUGCAUGGCCAUCCCCAACCUCACUGACACACCUGGCCACUGGGCUGCUCCUGUGGAUGAAUCCCUCUGCCAACAAGGCUCAGAGCUGCAAUUCUGGGUUUCCUAUGGUGGCUCCAUUUAUGUGUCAGUGAAUGGCACUAAACGCCAGUUACUGACAGGAGUAGACCUCAGCCGUCAACUCUGGGCCAUGGUAGACGUCUAUGGACAGACCUACUCUGUUUUACUCCUUGGUUCUGAGAAAAGGAAUGGUUUUAGAGUCAGGAAAUCAUGCUCUGCACUUCCGCACCUCAGCAAUCCUGAUUCUGACAAACCCAAGGGUUUCUUUCCAGAUGUCCCUGGUGGUGAAUCCUGCAAAUGGUUUGACACAAAGACCCCAUCAGUGAGAGAUGGCAAAAUGGAGUGUGUGGUGUGCAUGGGAAAGGAGGCCAUGAUCACUCUAAGGCCUUGUGGCCAUCAGUGCUUAUGUACCCUCUGCGCCUACAGAGUUUUGGAGGAUUUUGGCACUUGCCCCCUUUGUCGUCAAAACAUCCAAAGUCUGUGAGGGAAGAGGAGGUGUGUGUCAGGAACCCAUUCACCGCUGAAUAAAAGCCUCUAAGAGACUGUAAUAAAUAAAACACCUUAUGAAAAGGUGUUAAUGCUGUGGAAAUGGUUGUCCAGGCAAUGUGGAACUCUGACCAUGAAGUUUUAUGUGAACUAUUUUUUAUUUGACGUGUAAAUGUUGUACAGUAUAUGUAAAAAAAAAACAAACAUUGUAAUUAAAUGUACAGUAUAGAUAAAAUGUUUAAAUCUAAGUCCUAUAUAUUGUAAAGUUUUCUAAUGUGAAAAUAAUUUUUUUUAAUAUGUAUUUUUUCAUGAAUGAAACUGUGACAAAUAAAAUGACUGCAACAUAGAACA